Molecule: messenger RNA, 6330 nt
Organism: Nezara viridula (southern green stink bug)
Lineage: Eukaryota; Metazoa; Arthropoda; Insecta; Hemiptera; Pentatomidae
Source: the annotation of a GenBank genome assembly
GGUUGGUCACCUUUCACUAGCAUACAGUCGAGUCUGGAGUCAAGUUGUUGGCCAUUGUUGGAUAGAAGUUGCUUGUAGAGGAACAGUUUUUUACCAAUCACUCAGAACAAUAGAAGUGAAAAUCGAAAUUUUGUGGCUGCAAUGCGAGUACGGUGAUGGUAUGAAGAUAGGAAGAAGGAUGAUAUUACGGUAGAUGGAGUUUACAGAAGAAUCAAAAUUAUUUUUUACCACCUUUGCACCUCAACAGAAUUAUGCUGUUUUUCCUACUAACAUGCCUACUGCAGUAUACGACAGCCUUCACAUACAAAAUCCACGAAUCUAUGACAGAAGAAGAACUGAAAAAGGUGUUUCAUGUAGACCAUCCAUCUAAGGUUCCGGAAUAUGAAGUUGUGUGGUUGCGGAGCAUAAGGAAGAGAGAAGUGUCAACCGACGAUCCUACAAAGCGCUUACGACUUCAAGCCUUUGGUAAAGACCUCGAUUUAAAGUUGACUAAAAACGAAAAUUUGGUGAAAGCUGAGGUACCACUCUAUUCAGUGGCAACAAACUCUAGCGGACAUAUUGUAUAUCAAUUGAUUCCACACGAGGAACCAUCUGGUGACACCUACCAAGACAUCCAAAACGAAGCUGCCUUACUUGUCCAUACUGAUCCAACCGAUGGAGCUGUUUUAUACGAAGGUACUAUUGGUCAUGAGCUGGUACUCAAGCCCUUACCAAAAUCGAUAAGAAUCAAACAAAAUAGGCUACUCAAGGAAGAUGUUGAUCGAAAUCAUGUUGUGUACAAAAGAAACCGUAAAGUGGAAGGUCAAUACUCAGACUAUGCCUUAAUGGAGCCUGGAGAAUUGACGGCAAAGCGAAGAAGACGAUCUCGAUCUUUGAAACAGAAAAGAGAAGCACCGUACGUCAUAUACCCCGAAAUAUUGGUCAUCGUCGACUACGAUGGUUACAGGCUGCAUGGAGGCGAUAACGUUCAAAUCAAAAGAUACUUCAUCAGCUUCUGGAAUGGUGUUGAUCUAAGAUAUAAACUUCUUAAAGGCCCUAAAGUGAGGAUCAGCAUCGCAGGCAUCAUCAUAUCCAGAGGAAGGGACGCAACGCCGUACCUAGAGAGGAACAGAGUGGGGCGGGAUGGUAUAGAUUCUGCUGCCGCUCUCACUGACAUGGGCAAGUACCUAUUUCGUGAAAGAAGAUUGCCAGUGUAUGACAUAGCAGUCAGCAUCACCAAAUUAGAUAUGUGCAGGAGGCAGUUUCCUUCGGAGGCUUGCAACCGCGGUACAGCAGGAUUUGCUUAUGUUGGUGGCGCAUGCGUGGUAAACAAGCGACUUGAAAAAGUCAACAGCGUAGCUAUAAUAGAAGACACGGGUGGAUUCAGUGGCAUUAUUGUUGCAGCCCAUGAAGUCGGUCAUUUGCUUGGAGCAGUUCAUGACGGUUCACCACCUCCUACUUACUUGGGUGGGCCUGGUGCAGAGAAGUGUCGAUGGGAAGACGGCUAUAUCAUGUCUGAUUUGAGGCAUACAGAAAAGGGUUUCAGGUGGAGUCCAUGUUCAGUGCAGUCCUUCCACCACUUUCUCAAUGGAGAUACUGCGACAUGUUUGUACAACUCUCCUCAUGAGGACGAAUCUCUUCCAAGAGUGUUACCGGGUAAAUUAUUAACACUGGACGCACAAUGUAGACGAGACAGAGGAACAUCGGCAUGUUUUAAAGAUGAGAGGGUCUGUGCUCAACUUUUCUGUUUUGAUUCUGGUUCUGGGUAUUGUGUUGCCUACAGGCCAGCAGCUGAAGGGAGCCCGUGUGGUGAUGGGCAGUAUUGUUCUAGCGGUAGAUGUGUUGUAGAGAACGAAAAUAUUAUUCCAGACUUCUCCCAACACCCUGGCUUCCUCAGGAGAUCAGAUGACCCAUCAGCCUACAAUUCAACAAGGAAUAUUCCAGUCUCAGGCGAUCAGCUGACGACUCAAACACCUCAAACGACACUAAAAAUGACCUUCCACAGACCAAUUAGUCAAGAUGGGACUGAUGACUCAUGUGUAGAUGAAGUACAGAAGGGACCAAAUUGUGCUGAGAUCAUCCAAAAAUAUGGACCACUCUACUGUAGCACAGAGUAUAUUCGGCGACAUUGUUGUGCUGCCCAUAAGUAUUUAUGCCCAAAGAUACAGUCAGAAGAAGUCUAACAGACCAAGAAAUGCCUCUGUCAUUAAUACACAGCAAUUGUUUGGAAGAAAACAAACAAUUUUUAAAUUGAAAGCUACUAUUAUAUCAACAAUUGUAAUUUCUAUAUAAAACAAAACUCUUAUGUAUAUGUAAAGAAAAAAGAAGUUACCCAAAAAACAAUGUAAAUAGACAGUAUAUGUAUAUGUAUAUAUAUAUAUAUAUAUAUAUAUAUAUAUAUAUAUAUAUAUAUAUAUAUAUAUAUAUAUAUAUAUAUAUAAACGAUGAAUACUUAUAAGGAUUAUAAAAGUAAUUUAAGAAACAAACUAUUAACAAAAAUAUGUGAUAUUUCUCCAUAAUAAAUAAAUCAUAACUUUACUUUUUAAUGUGAGAAUGUAAUUUUUGUGAGAGAGAAAUAUAAAAAUAUACAUUAAAAAUGAAAAUUAAAUUGCUUUAAUUUUAUAAACACAUCCAGAAGAAACGGAAAAUGCACAAUACAAAAUAUAUUGUUAUGUAUACUAUAACAAUAUCAUAUUAUUUUUUAUUCCUCGGUAAAAUAACAUUAAUAUAAACAAAUAUAAUCAGACAAAAAUGUUAAAUAAAUGCAUUAAGGUCUAAGAGCUUACAAUUAUUUGAUGUUAAUUCAUAUAGUCACUAACUCUAAUUUUUAUCAAUAAUUUUAAAUAAGAGCUAAGAACCAUUAAUAUAUAUUUUUGAUACUCUACUUGUAGAUAUAUUAAUUUAAAUAAAUUGACAUAAAAGAUACCACCAGUCUACUGGGCGUUUCAGAACUAAAUGGCCAACUGAAAUUAUGAAUUAAGGGUGUCAAAACAAGAAAAAAAAAUCUGGUGCGCGCAACACACAACUUUCCCUUACCGAUCUACUUUGAAUAGAAAUUAUUUUCUGGCAAUGCUGGGCUAUUAUAAAAUUUUUUGAAGUGCAUUUUAAACAGAUCUAAAGAUUAAAGCUUACAUAUAACAAGUCAUUAAGACCAUUAUAAUUACAAAAUGUCUAUUCAAUAUAUCGACGACAGACAAUAACAAACUAGUCACUCCAUCUGCUUUUAUAAACCACAGAAUGACUAACUCCAAUUUCAACAUUUUUGAGUGGUCAUUUUAAUGAUAUUUGAAGUUGAAAAAGUUAUCUAUGCAGACAAUGAGUAAGUUGAUUCCAGAGGUGGUGAUUGCAUUGUUGAAAUAUAGAACUGAGAAUAAAGGUAUAAAUUUAGGUACUUAUUUCUUAUGAAAUAUGUCCUUAGGAAAGAUACUUUAUUCAAUAUUUGUAAAAAAAAGGUUUUUUUAGUCUCAACAAUUAAAAAAGUAUAUUUUAAAUUUAGCCAAAUUUUCGCCUCUUCAGGGAAAAAAACUAGAGGCCAUAUCUUUCCUCCUGAUUGUGUCCGAUUUUAACGAUAUUUUUUUUUUUUUUUAGGAAAUUCCAUAAACAUUUAAAAAAACAUAAUACAAUAUCCCCCAAAAAGCGUAUACUUUUUGAGUUAUUCGGAAUUUAAUUUUACCAUCCCUCGUAACUUUUUUUUCAGCUUCUUUUUGUUGAAGUAUGUUAUAUAGAUAAAUUUAAAGGGUGUCGAGAAAAUGACAUCAGCAAAGUUUCAUUGAAAUCGAUACAUUUGUUUAGGAGCUAGUCUAUAGCAACACAGGUUUUUCUGCAUUUUUAUUUUUUUUCUCCUUAUUAACUUAUCAAAUUCUUUCAAAAGUUAUAUGUAGCAUAUUUUUAUAACUCUGAAUAAUGUGAAAUGAUUGUUAAAAUAAACCAUAUGAAAGGUACUUUAGAGGAAGACAUAUAUGAACAUUGGACAUUUAAGCCCUGUAAAGUGACAUCAACAGGAAUAAGACUUAAAUGAUAUUAAAGACCACUUAAUUAUACAAUGAUACACCGAGUUUAAUCAAAAUCAUUAAUGCCGUUUUUGAGAAAAUUGUAAAAAUGUGUUUCAGCGUUCAUAUAAAGUGGCACUUCCGGUUAGCCGAUUUUAACAAAAAAGUUGCUGUCACAUCCAGCCCAUAUACAAACCUUAAAUACUUAAUAUCAGUUUCAUACUACUUUUCGUUUAUGAGCUAGACUGUUGACACACAAACACAGACCAUUUUGCGACACUUGGUUAUUUGGACUCAGGAGACCUUAAAACAUGUAUUUCCGUUGAAAACUGAGAUUCGAAAAUUUUCACGAUCACAAUACUUACCCUUACUAUAUAUUACAUAUAUACGUAAGUGAAAGUAAAAAUCCUAUGAAGGUAUGUCCACAAACACUCGGUUUAGGAGAUAUUCACAUCUAAAGAAUUUCAUUUUUAUGAAUUAUUUAAGUUAUAUUAAGUAAAUAAAACUUAUCUAUUUGUUUCAACUACUUUAUUAAUUAAACGUAAAUAUUAAGUGUUUUACAAAGUGAUUUCCUUGAGCAUUAAGAUCUCGGCAUCUUUCUUCAACAGUAGCAGUGGCAGAACGGUACUGGAUAUAUGUUAUUGUUUCACAAGAUUCAAUUACCCUUCUUCAUAAGGAAUUAAGAACAUUGACCGGACUUGGAUAGACUUUUUGUUUAAUAUCACACCAAACAAAAAAAUCCAGUGGUGUCAGGUCUUGCAGGGGCAACCCACUGGUCCUGCAUGGCCAAUCCAUUGAUUGGGACAAUUAACAUCUAGCCAUUGCCGUGGACAACUUCUGUAAUGUGCAGGAAAACCAUCUAAUUGACGCCACAUGUCCCUUCUCAGUUGUAGUGGAAUAUGUUCAACUAAACUAAGACAUUGAAACGUGGAGUUAAAGAUAGAUUGUUUGGUAAUCUUCUAUACACAAAUCGCCUGGCAUAUUCACGACGGGCAGCAUUAACAUUACCAUUGCAAAAACCAUAUGGGCAUAUUCAGCAUCAGUAUAAAUGGAAGGCAUAAUAAUGAGUACUCUGGGAAAGAUUCUUACAAACUGAUAAAUGUUAUUGAGAGUUCCCGAUUCCAAAUAGUAUUAAUCCUUAUGUUGCCAAUAAUUUUUAUACAGUUAGGAAUAAAAGGCUAUAUUAGUAUUCUAUCUAAUCCAUCUCCUAAACAAAGCUUUUGUGGACAUACCUUCACUUUGAACAACAUUUAAUAUGAAUGUUAAUGUUUACAUUUUAUUAAUAAAGUAGUUAGAAAAAAUAAGCAGGUUUUAUUUAUUUCAUGUAACGCAAAUAAUUCAUAACAACGAAAAUCUUUAGGUGUGAAUAUUUCCUAAACAAAGCGUUUGCGGACAUACCUUCAGACGAAUUUUUUUUAUUGUUUUGAGGUCCUUCUUAGUUCAUUUUUGCAGUUUGGCCACUUAACCCUGAAAAACCCUAUAUAUUGCUGGAUCAACAAAUGCUUUGAUUUAUAUUAGGAAAAGAAUAUUUAGCUAUCUAAAACCUUAUAAAAAGUAUUUCUAACUUACAAAUUACAAUUAGGAAUAAACAUCUUUUUUUUCGUGGAACAGAUUCAAAAUGGCUAGCUCUUUUCAGCUCCACCAUAUGUAAUCACUUCUAUUGCUCUUAUUUUUCUUUUUUACUGAGGCAUAUAGCAUUUAUCUCUAGUCAUCAGUUACAUAACCAUAUGUAAAUCAUUCUGAUUUAAUUCUUGAAAAGAAAAUGGUGAUUACUCAAAUCAACCUAAUUCUCUAACUUUUUUAUCCAUUACAAUUAACUAAAACUGGAUGAUGAUAAAUAUUGAAUAAUUUUUCAGUUUAAUAUUUCAUAAAUAAAAUAUUCUACUGUUUCACAAAUCAAAAUCUUUUAAUUAAUAAUUGAAUUUUAUUAUUAAUUUAUAUGAUAUUAUGUCACAAUUCUUAAUUGUGAAUUUUAGUUUUUAGAACUGAAUAUUAGUCUUUUAGAUUAACAAUUCAUUAGAUAAAAAUCAAAUGUGAGUAAACAGGUCAAUUAAUAUAUCACAAUUACUAUGUUCUCUUCACAGAUUAAUAACUUGUCUCAGAUAUAAACAAAAAUAAAAAUCAUGGAUUUGGGGAUGUUGGUACUAAUAAAUAUAACAAAAAACACAAUUAAAACAAAUAUUAUAUUAAAUGAUAGUAGAAGCUAUACAAAUUCUACAGAAGUAGGGCUAAUCUCUCAUAUCUUGAUUAAUACUUAAAAAAACAAUAACAAGAUUUUAGAUACACCUCCUAUCCCUCAUAGCUCUGGAAAUCUGCACCUGCUUUCACCAUGUCAUAGAAUGCAGUUUCAGGAUUAUAAUUC